This is a messenger RNA of Knipowitschia caucasica, 942 nucleotides long. The record is from the annotation of a GenBank genome assembly. Lineage: Eukaryota; Metazoa; Chordata; Actinopteri; Gobiiformes; Gobiidae.
AUGGCCCUGUGCAUGAAAACAAGGAUCAUUUUGAGAAAAGUUAAAGAUUUAAGGUGUUUUACGGCCAAACGGAACAGAGUCAAAGAGAAAUGGGCUGCGACACGUCCCAAGUUCCCGGCCACGCGCCUGGCCCUACAGCACAUGGACAGCGGGUACGGGUCCCAGCUGGGCGCCCUGUGGCCCUCGGUGCGAGUGGCUCUGCUCUGUGAGAGGAAGUACGGAGCUCUGGUCAACACAUACUCUCACCACGACGUCAUCGCGGAGCUGCAGGGACAGGGCUGCUCCGACUUCAUCUCCAGCACCGCGCCACCAGAGACUGAACCAGCAGAUGUGGCCCCUGCCUCAGACCUGGCCCCCGCCUCAGACCUGGCUCCCGCCUCAGACCUGGCUCCCGCCUCAGACCUGGCCCCCGCCUCAGACCAUUCCUCUGGACAAGAGACAAACAUCAAGUGCUUUGUGUUUCCUCCUGGAGACAUCAGCAGAUUCAAACCAGCUCGGCCGGACUCUGGAGGUCUGCUGGGGUACUACCUGCUGGACGCGGCCUCGGUCCUGCCCUGCCUGGCUCUGGACGUGAGGGAGGGCCACACGGUUCUGGACCUGUGCGCGGCACCUGGAGGAAAAGCUCUGGCACUGCUGCAGACAUACGGACUCGGCUUCCUGUGUCUGAACGACUCGUCUGCGUCUCGGACCUCGCGCCUGCGGAGGGUUCUCCACAGCUACGUCCCCAAAACCCUGAUCUCGGACCAGACACUGCGGAUCAGCUGCUUGGACGGCACCAUGUGGGGGCAGGUGGAGCCGGGAACCUUCGACCGAGUGCUGGUGGACGCCCCGUGUACCACAGACAGACACUCGGUCACAGACGACGAAAACAACAUCUUCAGCAAGAGCCGCACCGGAGAAAGGAGGCGGCUCCCACAGCUACAGACGGAGCUGCUGCUGUGA